Molecule: messenger RNA, 1825 nt
Organism: Morus notabilis
Lineage: Eukaryota; Viridiplantae; Streptophyta; Magnoliopsida; Rosales; Moraceae
Product: probable solanesyl-diphosphate synthase 3, chloroplastic
Exons: 6
Coding region: 248-1507 (419 amino acids)
Biological process (GO): isoprenoid biosynthetic process; plastoquinone biosynthetic process
Cellular component (GO): chloroplast
Molecular function (GO): prenyltransferase activity
Source: RefSeq, a predicted model, not a curated record
UGUGUGGGCUACUUGGAUCCACUCAAUUAACAACUCCAACAUGUGUUCUAUGUUAAAAGAGAAGCUUCUAAGCCAAUGACCUAUUUGAAAAUUUUUUUUCCUUUCCUUUUCUUCCUUCCUUGCAAGCUUUCCUUCAAUACCCAGUUGUCUUUUUGUGACCAUUCUCUCUGGCUGCGAGAGAUUGAGGCAAAUUUCUCAUUUGGGUUUUUGAUUUUCUUGUGAUUUCCGCAACUGGGUAUUGCUCAGAAUGAUGUCAGUGACAUGCCAUAAUCUUGAUUUGGGAAGGACCGUUUUGGAUUUGGUCGCUUGUGGCUGUUCUUCAAGUGCUUCUUAUUCACUGAAAAACCACGCAAAGGUAAAUUCUAAGGGAAGAAGUUGUAGAGUUUAUGGAGUUCGGAAAUUGGUUAAAACCGCCCGUUGGGAAAGAACUCGUUGUCAAGUCUCUUCCAUGAAAACUGCUGAGCCUCUACUUAGUGGUUCUGCACAAGGUCCUCCAAGAGUAUUGGAUUUGAAAGAGCCAAAAAGGCCUGUUUCGUUGACUAACUUGUUUGAAGUUGUUGCUGAUGACCUCUUAACUUUGAACCGUAAUCUUCAGUCGGUUGUUGGAGCAGAAAACCCAGUUCUGAUGUCUGCUGCGGAGCAAAUAUUUGGUGCUGGUGGGAAGAGAAUGAGACCAGCUUUGGUGUUUUUAGUCUCAAGAGCAACAGCAGAACUAGUUGGGCUAAAGGAACUUACCACAGAGCAUAGACGUUUGGCAGAGAUUAUUGAGAUGAUCCAUACUGCAAGCUUGAUCCAUGAUGAUGUAUUGGAUGACAGCGAUAUGCGGAGAGGGAAGGAAACCGUUCAUCAAUUGUAUGGUACAAGAGUGGCAGUACUUGCGGGAGACUUCAUGUUUGCACAGUCGUCAUGGUAUCUUGCAAAUCUUGAGAACCUUGAAGUCAUUAAGCUUAUUAGCCAGGUAAUCAAAGAUUUUGCAAGUGGUGAAAUAAAGCAGGCGUCGAGCUUGUUCGAUUGCGAUCUUGAACUUGAGGAGUACUUGAUCAAGAGCUACUAUAAAACAGCCUCAUUAAUUGCAGCUAGUACCAAAGGAGCUGCAAUUUUUAGUGGGGUUGAAAGAUACAUAUGUGAAAAAAUGUAUGAAUAUGGUAAGAAUCUUGGGCUGUCCUUCCAAGUCGUCGAUGACAUAUUGGACUUUACGCAAUCGGCAGAGCAGCUUGGUAAGCCUGCAGGCAGUGAUCUGGCCAAAGGGAACCUCACUGCGCCAGUAAUUUUUGCUCUUGAGAAAGAUCCAAAACUCAGAGAGAUCAUUGAAUCAGAAUUCAGUGAUACUGGUUCGCUUCAAGAAGCCAUUGAGUUGGUCAAGAAUUGCGGGGGCAUUGAGAAGGCGCAGGAAUUAGCAAAAGAGAAGGCAGAUCUUGCAAUCCAAAAUCUCCAAUGUCUUCCUCAGAGUUCCUUUCGAAUAGCUCUUGAGGACAUGGUGAUGUUUAAUCUCGAGCGGAUUGAUUAAGGAAGCAAAUUUCAGACCGUAGGCUGAUGAUGUGGGAACACAUGAAAGAGAACAAUUCCUUGCCUUAAGGAAAAAAGAAAAAUCCUCUGCCAUGAGAAGUGUUUUCUGCACAUUAGCGGGUCUUCUGCCAAUGACAAGCUGCUUGUGACUGGCUGUACAUUUUAUAGAAAGGGUAGCUCUUUAUAUUGCUUACUCAAAUUACAUUUUUGUUGCACAAUUGCUACAAAAACAAAAUAAUAUUCUAAAAUUCUUGUAGAAGAAAUAUUCAAGGUAAUCAAUAAUUUUGAGCCAUUUUAUUUAUACACAUACUUUUAUUUU